Plasmodium vivax (malaria parasite P. vivax) is the source of this 3564-nucleotide messenger RNA. Its product is annotated as deoxyribodipyrimidine photolyase, putative. NCBI's taxonomy places the organism in Eukaryota, Apicomplexa, Aconoidasida, Haemosporida, Plasmodiidae. The coding region runs from base 643 to 3564 and encodes 973 amino acids. Gene Ontology annotation, biological process: photoreactive repair. The record is from RefSeq and is a predicted model, not a curated record. Gene Ontology annotation, molecular function: deoxyribodipyrimidine photo-lyase activity. The transcript is spliced from 2 exons.
GGGUCAGCAUGGAACGGUAACUUUGCCAACUUUAUUUUCCCCCCUUCUCCGUCGCCCUCUUUCCUGUUCCAGUGUAUGUUUAGUAUGUUUCGUAUGUUUAGUACGUUUCGUAUGUUUAGUACGUUUCGUAUGUUUAGUAUGUUUGGUAUUUUUUUUUUUUUUUUUUUUUUUUUCCCUCCAAAUUGAUACGUACCCCGCAUGCUUGAGCUGAGCAGGGGGAGAAUCCCCAAGCUGGUGUGCAAGUGGAAGAGCGGUUUAGUCAAAUUGGCGAGCGACGAGGAAGCGACACGGAAGGUGUAUGCGGAGAGAAGGGGGGCUCCCACGAUGAGUAUAAUUAUGAUGAUGAUGAUGAUGAGGGUGAGCGUACUGUCUGCCCAUUUUUAGCAGAACAAGAGUUCUCCUUGCCAGGAGGCUCCUUCACCCUCUUUGCACACUUGUGUGUGUGGACGCUGCCUCGUUUGAGGAGUUUCCUUCCCGUUGCAAGAUAACAUUCGUCAGACACAUCCAAGUGGUGUGCGAGUUAGCUAGAGGACUUGUUAACCACAGGAGUGAGCGCAUACGUGUGCAGAGGCGCUAGGCGAAGGCCCUUUGGGGAAGGCGCCCUGACCUGACCUGACCACCCUACACGGAAGGAAAAACAACAUGAAGGAACAAGCGGGGAUUACCAGCGAACCAGGGGAGGUCCCAAACGAACGAGGGAGAAACACCCUGCUGGUGAGCGAGCGGGGCAAAGAACCAAACGCGCACAGUGAAGGACCUCCAACAGACCCCCGUGGUGAGACGCACGAAGAGAAGCAACCCCUCCGUCAAGAAGUGCCAACACGGAGUAUAACAACCGGGGAAGAGGAAGAAAAAAAUAAAAAUAAAAAAAAAAAAAAAAAAACAGAACAUGUGAUAAAGGAGAACACAAAAAGUGACAUCAAAGGAGAAAAGACAAACAAAGAGAGUCCGAAAAUGAAUCGACCUGAGGAUCAAAACGGCAAAGGUGCUAAUUUGGACGAAGAGACGUUCGUGAAGAAGGCGCCCUCUGAUGACCCCCUGUUGAUACCCGGAGAAGGACGUGCGUCUAAAAUGGGCACGAACAAAGCGCAGACGUCGAAGGGGGAGGAAAAAUCCAAGCUAGCGAAACUCACCAAACUGAUGCAAGGCAGGGGGUCAAAACAGGACGAAGUGGGACGCAUGGGUAACCCAGUGAGGGGCAAGAAUGGCUCCCUAGGAAGGGGCGGUGGUCAAGUGAGCGGCAAGGAUGGUUCCCUAGAAAGCAAAAAUCGGCUGGUGGAGAGGAGGAAUGGCUCGGCGCGCACUCCAAAAGGGUCAUUGGGAAGCAGCGGUGGUCUAAAAAAUAGCCCAGCGGGAUGCAGCGGUGGCCCAAAAAAUAGCCCAGCGGGCUUCUCGCCCAAUUCUGCGCCAAGGUCGACAUCAAAAUUUGUCUCAAAAUCGGCCCCAAAAUUGGCCUCAAAGUUGGCCCCAAAAUUGGUCUCAAAAGUGGCCCCAAAAUUGGCCCCCAAAUUGGCCCCCAAAUCGACACUCAACUCUGCGCCCUCUGCCAAACCGCACACCCCUCGAAGUGGCCCCGCGAGCGCCCCCACAUUGAACCGCUUCAAGUGCGCCUCGCUAAAGAAGGUACCCCCGUCGACACCCCAAAAACCUAAAGGCAAAACGAACUUCCCAUCAGUGCAUCCUCCGUUGAGGAAGGAAAGCAGCACACCGAGGGGAAGCGAAGACCAGCGGAAAAGGAACCCGUAUGAGACAUCGCGGGAGAAAAAAUUGACCAUUUUGGCGAAGAGGGUCCGGUGCUUGACUUCCUUCGAAAGUGGUGCUGAGAGCGGUGGGGGGGGAGACGCAGCAAAGUUGAGGUGUAGCACUGAGGGCAGCGGGGGGGGAGACGCAGCAAAGAUGAGGUGUAGCGCUGAGAGCAGCGGGGGGGGAGACGCAGCAAAGAUGAGGUGUAGCACUGAGGGAAGCGGUGGGGGGGGAGAUGCUUCCAAUCCACCUUCCAUUCCCCCUGGCGAGGAACCAAACCAUGCCAGUCCAACUUCCAUUCCCCAUGGCGAGGAACCAAACCAUGCCAGCCCAACGUCCAACCCCUCUAGCGCGGCGAACGAGCAGCGAGACGCCCUGCUGCUUCUUCUCACGAGGGACUUCCGCGCGAACGACAACUGGGCGCUGACGUACGCGUACGAGCUGGCCAAGAAGAAGGGGCUCAAUCUGAUCGCCUGCACAUACCUAAACAGGAAGGAAAAGCUAACGAGCAGAUUUAUUAAUGCAAAACUGAAAGUCCUAAAAAAUUUAGAGCAAGCACUAAAGCAAAUGAACAUCCCCUUUUACAUCCUCCCCCUAUUUAUGAUUGAUGAGUUUAAAGAAUUUAUAAAAACGCAUCAUAUAAAAGUAAUCGCGUGUGACUUGCAUGUGUUAAAUGACGAAAGGGCAUUCAUUAAAUCGCUAUGUCAUAUAUGUAACAAGAGGAAGGUGAAAGUGUUUCAAGUGGAUUCCCAUAAUGUCAUCCCCAUAUGGGUCACUUCCAAAGGGGAGGAGUGCUCAGUAAGAACGAUUAAGCCAAAGAUACAGGCCCUGCUACCAACCUUCCUCACUGAGUAUGUGCUGCUAUCCCCCUUUGAGCAGAAGAUAAAAUUCCCAGAGCCGUUCGACAUGGAGGAGGUGGCCAGCAAGCUCACCGUCACCAACACGUGUGCGGUGGUCUCCGGUGCGGUCUUCACCGAAAAGAAGGCACAAGAAUUGCUCAGCCAUUUUUGCAGGCAGGUCUUGGACAAGUACAACGUGAAGCGGAACGACCCCAACAGCGACGCCGCCACUGUGCUCCUCCCCUACGUCAACAUGGGGGUCAUAUCCGCCCAGAGAUGCAUCCUGGAGGUGCACAAGCACGCGUACAGCAACCCCUCCAUAAACGCAGUCAGCGGAAAGGAGUCCUUCACCGACGAUUUCAUCAUGCGCAAGGAGCUGGCGGACAACUACUGCUACUAUAACAGAAACUACUGCACCUUUGAAGGCGGCAGGGACUGGGCCAAGGAAAGUCUCAAAAAACACGACGCAGAUAAGAGGGAGUACCUGUACGAUUAUGAAGAUUUUAGGACCGCCAAAACGCACAGCGACCUGUGGAAUUGUUGCCAGCUGCAACUGAUCGAUGAAGGAGUUAUGCACGAGUUUUUAAAAGUUUAUUGGGCGAAAAAAAUUCUGAACUGGUCAGCUAACUCGCAGGUUGCUCUAAAAUACGCCAUGCAGCUAAAUGAGGAAUUCUCCAUUGAUGGGAAGACCCCCAGUGGCUAUGUCUCCAUCAUGUGGUCCAUCAUGGGGGUGCAUGACCAGGGUUGGAACGAGAGGAAUAUCUUUGGGAAGGUGCGCUUCAUAAACAGUAACGGGUGCAAACGCAACUUUGAUAUGAACAUGUUCAUGUCAAAAUAUCCCAAGGGGAAGGAAAACGCUUCCAUUGUGAAGAAAAUUCCGACCAUUACCUUUGCCAGCUAUUUGAAGAAGCGGAAACACGGCCCCGCCGCUCCGCUUCAGGAGUCCACUCGGGAGAAGCGCGGCAGGGGGCCCGCUCGCUGA